Messenger RNA from Nestor notabilis (Kea), 3867 nucleotides. It is a transcript of the gene ZNF521, whose product is annotated as zinc finger protein 521. The record is from RefSeq and is a predicted model, not a curated record. The transcript has 5 exons. Gene Ontology annotation, cellular component: nucleus. The annotation marks the transcript as partial. NCBI's taxonomy places the organism in Eukaryota, Metazoa, Chordata, Aves, Psittaciformes, Psittacidae.
UCAGACCCUAACUGUAAACUAGAAGACAAGGCAGAAGAUGAAGUGCUAGACUGUAAGAAAAGGCCGGAUGAAGGGGAGGAGUUAGAAGAAGAAGCUGUGCACAGCUGUGACAGCUGCCUCCAGGUGUUUGAGUCACUGAGUGAUAUCACAGAACACAAGAUUAAUCAAUGUCAACUGACAGAUGGAGUGGAUGUUGAGGAUGACCCCACUUGCUCAUGGCCAGCAUCAUCGCCUUCUAGCAAGGACCAGACUUCCCCGAGCCAUGGAGAAGGUUGUGAUUUUGGUGAAGAGGAGGGAGGUCCAGGGUUGCCCUAUCCAUGCCAGUUCUGUGACAAAUCGUUCAGCCGCCUCAGCUACUUAAAGCACCACGAGCAAAGUCACAGCGACAAGCUCCCUUUCAAAUGCACGUAUUGCAGUCGCCUCUUCAAACACAAACGGAGCAGGGACCGCCACAUAAAGCUUCAUACAGGAGACAAGAAGUAUCACUGCAGUGAGUGUGACGCAGCGUUCUCAAGGAGUGAUCAUCUUAAAAUUCACCUAAAGACUCAUACGUCCAACAAGCCAUAUAAGUGUGCCAUUUGUAGGCGUGGAUUCCUGUCAUCUAGUUCGCUGCACGGUCACAUGCAGGUUCAUGAGAGGAACAAAGAUGGCUCUCAGUCUGCUUCCCGGAUGGAGGACUGGAAAAUGAAAGACACUCAGAAAUGCAGUCAGUGUGAAGAAGGUUUUGAUUUUCCUGAAGACCUUCAGAAGCACAUUGCAGAAUGUCACCCCGAGUGUUCCCCUAAUGAAGACCGAUCUGCUCUUCAAUGUGUUUACUGUCAUGAACUCUUUGUAGAGGAAACAUCUCUGGUGAAUCACAUGGAGCAGGCUCAUAAUGGUGAGAAGAAGAAUUCAUGCAGCAUUUGCUCUGAGAACUUUCAUACUGUGGAGGAGCUGUACAGCCACAUGGACAGUCACCAGCAGCCAGAGUCGUGCAACCACAGCAACAGUCCGUCUUUGGUAACUGUGGGCUACACCUCAGUCUCUAGCACCACUCCAGAUUCAAAUCUCUCGGUGGAUAGUUCAACAAUGGUGGAAACGGCUCCUCCUAUACCGAAAGGUCGUGGAAGGAAGCGGGCAGCUCAGCAAGUGCCAGAUAUCACUGGUCCUUCGAGUAAACAGGCAAAAGUUACCUAUAGCUGCAUUUAUUGCAACAAACAGUUAUUUUCCAGCCUUGCAGUUCUGCAGAUACAUCUUAAAACUAUGCAUUUAGAUAAACCCGAACAAGCCCAUAUCUGUCAGUAUUGUUUGGAGGUAUUGCCAUCUCUCUACAAUCUGAAUGAACAUCUAAAGCAAGUCCAUGAAGCUCCGGACCCAGCACUGAUUGUUUCUACCAUGCCUGCCAUGGUGUAUCAGUGCAACUUCUGUUCUGAAGUGUUCAAUGACCUAAACACCCUUCAGGAACACAUCCGUUGUUCACAUGGAUUUGCCAACCCUGCUGCUAAGGACAGUAACGCAUUCUUUUGUCCCCAUUGCUACAUGGGGUUUCUUACAGAUUCUUCUCUGGAAGAGCAUAUUAGACAAGUCCACUGUGAUCUUAGCAGUUCACGUUUUGGUUCCCCUGUGCUUGGAACCCCAAAAGAUCCGGUGGUGGAAGUAUAUUCUUGUUCUUACUGUACUAAUUCUCCAAUAUUUAAUAGUGUUCUUAAGCUGAACAAGCAUAUCAAGGAGAACCAUAAGAACAUUCCUUUGGCACUGAAUUACAUCCACAAUGGAAAAAAAUCCAGAGCCAUGAGUCCUUUAUCUCCUGUAACCAUUGAGCAGACCUCUUUAAAGAUGAUGCAGGCAGUUGGAGGUGCUCCUCCUCGUCCUGCAGGUGAAUACAUUUGUAAUCAGUGUGGUGCUAAGUAUACUUCCUUGGAUGGUUUCCAGACUCAUUUAAAAACACAUCUUGAUACUGUCCUGCCAAAACUGACCUGCCCUCAGUGCAACAAGGAAUUUCCAAAUCAGGAGUCACUGCUGAAGCAUGUUACCAUCCAUUUCAUGAUCACCUCAACCUACUACAUCUGUGAAAGCUGUGACAAGCAGUUCACUUCUGUGGAUGACUUGCAGAAACACCUACUGGACAUGCAUACGUUUGUGUUCUUCCGCUGCACCUUGUGCCAAGAAGUUUUUGACUCCAAAGUCUCCAUUCAGCUACACUUGGCUGUGAAGCACAGCAAUGAAAAGAAAGUAUACAGAUGUACAUCGUGCAACUGGGAUUUCCGCAACGAGACUGACCUACAGCUUCACGUUAAACACAACCACCUGGAGAACCAAGGCAAAGUACACAAGUGCAUCUUCUGUGGCGAGUCCUUUGGUACGGAGGUGGAGCUGCAGUGUCACAUCACUACACACAGCAAGAAGUACAACUGCAAGUUCUGCAGCAAAGCUUUCCAUGCUAUCAUCUUGCUGGAAAAGCACUUAAGGGAAAAACAUUGUGUUUUUGAGACAAAAACUCCAAACUGUGGAACGAAUGGAGCAUCCGAGCAGGUUCAGAAGGAGGAAGUGGAACUCCAGACCUUACUGACAAAUAGCCAGGAGUCCCAUAACAGCCAUGAUGGCAGUGAAGAAGAUGUGGACACAUCUGAGCCUAUGUAUGGCUGCGAUAUUUGUGGAGCAGCUUAUACCAUGGAGACUCUCCUGCAAAAUCACCAGCUCCGAGACCACAACAUUCGACCUGGAGAAAGUGCCAUAGUGAAGAAAAAGGCUGAACUCAUUAAAGGGAAUUACAAGUGUAAUGUGUGUUCUCGUACAUUCUUCUCUGAAAAUGGGCUCCGAGAACACAUGCAGACACACUUGGGACCAGUGAAACAUUAUAUGUGCCCAAUCUGUGGCGAGCGGUUUCCUUCUCUUCUGACUCUUACUGAACAUAAGGUCACGCAUAGUAAGAGCCUGGACACUGGAAACUGCAGGAUUUGCAAGAUGCCUCUCCAAAGUGAGGAGGAAUUUUUAGAGCAUUGCCAAAUGCACCCUGACUUGAGGAACUCCUUGACAGGGUUCCGCUGUGUGGUGUGCAUGCAGACAGUGACUUCCACGCUGGAACUGAAAAUCCACGGCACGUUCCACAUGCAGAAAACUGGAAACGGUUCUGCCGUGCAGUCCACGGGGCGUGCACAGCAUCUCCAGAAACUCUACAAGUGUGCUUCUUGCCUGAAGGAAUUUCGCUCAAAACAGGAUUUAGUGAAACUUGACAUCAACGGUCUGCCAUAUGGUCUGUGUGCUAGCUGUGUUAAUCUCAGUAAAAGUGGUAGUCCAAGUGUCAACAUCCCUUCAAGCAGUAACAGGCAAGGCAUGGGCCAAAAUGAGAACUUGAGUUCCAUUGAGAACAAAGGCAAGGCAGGGGGACUGAAGACUCGAUGUUCUAGUUGCAAUGUUAAAUUUGAAUCAGAAAGUGAACUCCAAAACCAUAUUCAGUCAAUCCACAGAGAGCUUGUUCCAGACAGCAACAGUACACAGCUGAAAACACCACAAGUAUCUCCAAUGCCCAGAAUCAGCCCCUCACAAACUGAAGAGAAGAAGACCUACCAGUGCAUCAAAUGUCAGAUGGUUUUCUACAAUGAAUGGGAUAUCCAAGUUCAUGUUGCAAACCACAUGAUUGAUGAAGGACUGAACCAUGAGUGCAAACUGUGCAAUCAGACGUUUGACUCACCUGCCAAGCUUCAGUGCCACCUGAUAGAGCACAGCUUUGAAGGCAUGGGGGGCACCUUCAAAUGUCCAGUGUGCUUUACAGUGUUUGUCCAAGCAAACAAGUUGCAGCAGCAUAUUUUCUCAGCCCAUGGGCAAGAGGACAAGAUCUAUGACUGCACACAGUGCCCACAGAAGUUCUUCUUCCAAACAGAGCUGCAG